AUGCAUUAAGGAUCAUUCAUCUCCAAUACUCCAAUUGUUUAAUUAGAUGAUUUUAGAAAAGAAGUCAGAGGAAAAAUGAAUCAUAUGAUUGAUUAGCCUAAACAAGUUUAUACUAAAUCAUCUAAUCUUUAACAAUUAUUAAGACAUAGCAUAUCUCCUAAACAACCUAAAAAUCAUGAACUCAAUAAAUCCCAAGACUCUUGCAAUUAAUAUAAUCAAAUAACUAGUAGAUUAUCCUUUCAAAGAUCCAGUCUAGAUUUAGGAAAACCAACAUAAAAGUAUAUUCAUAAUUAUAUCAUAUAUAUAGUAUUCUGUAUCCAAAAAUAUAAUUAUAAGACAUACUACCUUUAAAUAAAAUUCUAGAAUUGUAAAGGGCUAUUAACAAUUAUAAUCAUCCUACAAAUAAUAAGUAUUUAUUUUUCAAAGAUUUAGUUAUUUUAUCGAACUUAAAAAACUUGCUAAAAUUGUAUUAAGGGAAACUUAAGGAUGA
This is a messenger RNA of Paramecium pentaurelia, 490 nucleotides long. The record is from the annotation of a GenBank genome assembly. NCBI's taxonomy places the organism in Eukaryota, Ciliophora, Oligohymenophorea, Peniculida, Parameciidae.